AUGUCCCGCAAUGACCAGCUCAACUGGCUGUGGAUGGAAUCCACUGCACUUUUCCCUUCUAUUUACAUGGGUCCUGUUCUGCGUUCAACCAAACAUGGCAGGCUUUUUGUGCGAAACAGAGUGAAAGAGGCUAUUCGCGUAGCAUCUGUUGGAAAGGGUGUUACACGGCCUGUUUUUGUUUACACCCGACCCACCUACAUCGGUCAGACAACACCUCUUUCUGAGUGGGAGCGGCGCUGUCAACAGAUCACCACCAGGUUAGCCCUCUGUCAGACGGAUUGUCAACUCACACCUCAGAUGGACCUAAUCUCAACCAUUGGUGAAAGCGUGGCUCUGGGAGCAGCUGGUGUAAUAUUCUGGGGAGACACAUCUUAUGCAAGCAGUCCUUCCAGCUGCUCUAAUCUAAACGAAUAUCUCAUGGGCUCAUUGGGAAGUUACCUUCUGAACGUGUCGACAGCAGCAGAAGUGUGCAGCGAGAGCCUGUGUAAGUCCCGCGGUCGCUGCCUUCGUAAAAGGCCUGAUCAGGACGUGUAUCUUCAUCUCGACUCCUCAAGCCACAGUAUCAUCAGCCUAAGCGGCCAGUUAAAGUUUGUCGUUGAAGACCGCAGGAGCCAUGACGGAGGACACCACUGCCAUUUCUCUGUCACAGUAACCCGGCUUAGCUUCAAUACUAUUAUAUAUCCCAGAAGUCUUGCAAUGAAUUUCCUGCGUAAUCGACUUGUUGUUCUGGGAUUGGUUUUGCUGGCCACACUGCUGCUGUAUUUGCUGCUGCCAGCCAUUCGCCAAGGCAGCAUGGAACCUUCACUGGACGCUCAGAAGACUUCGGCCACCUCUCCUCCUCUUGUUGCCAGCGUCAAUGUCUCUAUUCGCACUGGACAGCUCCCUGGAGACCCCCCUCUGUUCUUUAGAGAGGCAUUACCUGUCGAUGCUGCUGGUCGGCAGAUGUUACCAAGGUUACAGAUUGUCAUGCUGCAUGGCCAAGCCUUCACAUCCAAAACAUGGGAAGAACUGGGAACCAUGUCAAUACUAGCUACUCAUGGAUAUCAGACUCUAGCUGUGGAUCUGCCAGGUUACGGAAAAUCGCCAGAUUCCGAGUCCCUAAAGACAGACCAGAGCCGCGUGGAUCUUCUCUCUCGGUUCAUGGAGUCUUUGGGGAUCAGGUACGCGGUGCUCGUCAGCCCUUCCAUGAGCGGACAUUACUCGAUCCCGUUCCUCAUGAAGAACAGCGCAAAGUUACAAGCAUUUAUCCCCAUAGCACCUGUUGGGACCAGAAGUUACACUCCUCAGCAGUACCAAAAUGUUCAGACUCCCACUCUGAUUGUCUUUGGGGCUUUGGACACUAACCUGGGUGCACAAUCGCACAAAAACCUGCUGCAGCUUCCACAUGCCUCUGUGCUCAAGCUGGAAGGAGCGCGUCACGCCUGUUACAUGGACAAGCCCAAAGAGUUUCACCACGGACUGAUCAACUUCCUCAGAAAUGUUUAA
Knipowitschia caucasica is the source of this 1485-nucleotide messenger RNA. NCBI's taxonomy places the organism in Eukaryota, Metazoa, Chordata, Actinopteri, Gobiiformes, Gobiidae. The record is from the annotation of a GenBank genome assembly.